Dermacentor albipictus is the source of this 2964-nucleotide messenger RNA. RefSeq names its product monocarboxylate transporter 5-like. Gene Ontology annotation, biological process: transmembrane transport. Gene Ontology annotation, molecular function: monocarboxylic acid transmembrane transporter activity. Gene Ontology annotation, cellular component: membrane. The record is from RefSeq and is a predicted model, not a curated record. NCBI's taxonomy places the organism in Eukaryota, Metazoa, Arthropoda, Arachnida, Ixodida, Ixodidae.
AACAACUACAGGUGGCAACGCCAUGUGCGAAACACGGUUUCGGCUUCUACGGCGCGAAAGGAAGAUUCCUUCUAUGAACGCACAGUUACCGAGAAGUGUCUCUCGGCCAUGUGAUAGAUACAGUGGCCUACCACUGCGUUUUCCUUUCGAAACCGCUCAGGAAAAUUUAGCCGUGGGAGAUCAAGACGACACCUUCUAGUGGAGCUUCUCGGACUCGGAGACCUAUGCCAUGGUAGGGCCGGCGAUAUCCACCAGCUGUGUGCCACCAGAAACCAGCGCUGUGCGAGAAAGCGCCACUGCUGAUCGAGCAACCCGGCCUGCUGAAGAUGUUGAUACUCGCUGGAGCGUAGCCGUGGCAGCGUCGUUCAUCGCUUUCUUCACUGUAGCCUCGUCAUCCAAUCUGGGGUUCUUCUUCGUAUACUUCCUAGAAGAGUUCGACACGACACGGGAAAAAGCAUCCUGGCCAGGCAGCGUCCUUCAAAUUAUGGGACACGUGUCUGGCAUAAUUGUGGCAGUUCUUCAGCCAUUCUUCUCGACCUUUCAAAUUGCCUUCGCUGGAAGCAUGUUGCUUUGGUUGGGGCUUCUAGCGGCCGUGUUCGCUCCUAGCAUACCAUGGAUGACAGUCACAUUCGGAUUUCUACAUGGAGCGGGAAUGGGAAUCGUGAGUGUCGCAGUGAUUGUUGCCCUCAUGACGCACUUCGACAAGUACCGAGGAGUGGCUGCCGGCUUUAAGUACACCGGCAACACCAUGGCAACACUGUUAUUGCCGGAGUUUCUCUCGUGGCUGCAAGAGCUGUUUUCCUUCAGGGGAACACUCUUAAUAUAUGCGGCGCUGAUUAUGAAUGCAACGGCCUUCACUAUCUUUCUCAGAGAUCGCAAAAUAGGGACGAAUGAAAAGCGGAGCAGCGAGUCAAAUCAGGAGGAAUUUCUUAAAGGAGUCAAAGUGGGUGUCUCAGCAAAAAAUUCACCUGUGGUUGAUCAUAACGGUAGAUGUGUAGUAAGCUGGAAACCCAGAGGCGCUUGCGAAAAGAACCUUGACGACCCCGCAGAAACCUCGUCUCUGCGACUUGACCACAGGGACUACUCGACUUGUCACUCACCACGAAAAGCUGAAAAGCCCGAACAUGUGACACCGGAGACAAUUACUGCUUCAAAGUAUGAAAUAGUGGGAAUCCUUCAAGCGGGUGACAUGCACAGGGCUUGUCACUCUACCCAAGAACUUGGAAUGGUAGGCGCAAAACACGAACAGGAUUUCAGCAACGAGGGUGCGCUAUCGGAUCUAAUAACCAAGGCUGAAGAAAAGAAAAAUGGCUGCGGCAAGUGGCUAAGGCAACCAAAUGGUAAUAAAGAGAAGCAGUCCAAGCGUAUUUUUAUAGACAAGAAUGUUUCUCGAAAACAAAAGCAUGACGUAAACGCUGUUACUGCUUAUGAAGAAACAACUGCAGAUCGGCGAUUGCCAGAUCCACCGCACCAACCUCGUAUUUGCCAUAGCGGUACUUUAGAGCUACUUUCGAAACCCACCUUCUAUGUGCUCGUCCUUGGAGCAGUGGCCGCUGACUACACGGUUCUCGUCGUGCAUGGUACUGUUAUCGACUACGCGUUGGACAAAGGCGUUGAACGGAAGAGCGCGGAACUGUCGAUGACCUAUUGCGCAGGGACCGAAUUUGUGGGACGUUUGCUCCUUCCCUUAGUGGCUGACUUCCGAUUUCUCGGACGCACCAACCUGGUCGCAUUCUGCUUCGUCGCAAUGGCGGUCGUGUCAUUGGCACUGCCCUUUACUGCAUCCUUCUUGAGCUACAUCAGCGUGCAGGUGACAGCGGCACUUUUCCUGGCGUGCGUCACAACCUUCAAGGGAGUUCUUGUGGCUGACAACUUUGGUGCCAAAGCAGUGCCCACAUUCUGGGGAGCCAAUGGUCUUGCCUUGAUUCCACUCCUUUCAGGAAAUCCAUUCAUAACAGGGUUUUUCCGGGACACGAUGGGAUCCUACGACAACCUUCUGAGACUACUUGGUGGCAUCCAGCUGUUCACGGCCGCUGCGUUUUUCACACUCGCAUACGUACAAAAAAGACGAAGUAAAAUGAGUUCGUAGUACAAGCUAUUCAGAGGCGACGUGCGGCUGCCAUUGGCUGUAGCAGUACACGCAAUACCGGCCCGCUGCACAGGAUUCAUUAGACUGCGCAUUCAGAACCUUUUUCGCUUGACAAUGCAAAGAGCCAAUGCUGAAAGCAUGCGCGUAACAUAGCUGGCAAGAUGCACAUUUUUUUACGGCAACGUUCGUUAUAUUGAUAUUUUCAAAAUGUGGAACUAGAUACUCGUCAAAUGUCCGUGGAAUCAUGGUAUCUUUUAUUCUACAGAGGCCUAUCGCUAAGUUUUUUUUCAUCCCCCCAUUCAUGGCGUGAGAAUCACAUAUCGUGUUACACAGUGAAAGUGUAGCGUCAUGCUAAGCAACGCGAGAGAAGUGAUAUGGGAUGAAAGCAGCACAGUGAAUUCACUGAAAUAGGUGCAAAAUAAACGGGCUUUGCCACGCGCCUCAAAAAAGUCGUCGCUUAAGUACCGGACACGCUGAUUAUGCUUCAUAUGCAAAAACUUAAACAAAGGCAAAUUGAAAAUAAAAGAGGUAUAUGUUUGUGCUGCUGAGCCUGGCAACUGACAGAUCAAAGACAAAGCGUCUAUUUGCUGACUCAGGGCUCAUGGCAAUAAUUGCUGCUAUGUCCUCGUGGAGAUGUGGGCCAAAGCCUGAUUGUAACUUGAUCAAGGAGGAGUCGUAAGCACGCAAAUAAAUUUAAAUGCACAGCGUAGCCAAAGUUUUAAGGGCAACCUAGUAUAAUUAUAGAUAUCGCUUUAAUACGCAGCUCUAGAACAUAGUUCGGCGCCUUAAGUAUGGUAAGGGCGAGCACUUUACGCAACAUUUCAGUGCUCAAGCGCUGAAUACGUAAAGCAGCGUAAACGGGAAGAAAAAAAUAA